CGUGCACUUGUGAACGCCUCUGUUGGUGCAAUCACGGCCGGAGACCUCUUUAACUCUCCCCGAGCAAUGAUGUGCACGCACUCUCCUCGCCACCGACCACUCGGCAACGAUGCACCACCGCGUCCAUAGGAUGGUGGCACAGACGACAGUGAGCGCGUAACGCGCCCCGCUGGGAUAAUAUAUACAAGGAAGCCGACUUAUAGAGGCAGUUGUUUAGACAGUAAUAUUAUCAGCAGAAACAGGAGCAAUAAUAAUAGCGCAGUCGCCAACAGCUGCCACCGGCACUAGCAGCAAGCUGAGAGCGUAUUGAACAUUAACAUCAGCAGCGGUAUCAACAGAAACACCAACAUCUUCAGUAGCGGCGGCAGCAGCAGCAGCAGGAGCAUCAGUAGCAGCAGGAGCAUCAGUAGCAGCAGUAUUAGCAAGGGCAAAAACAUCAGUGGCAGCAGCAUAAGUAAUAGCAUCAACAGUAGCACCACCAUAAUCAUUAUUAGCAGCACCAGCAGCAGUAUCUUAAACAUCAUCAGCAGUAGCAGCUGCGUCAGUAACAGCAUCAUCAUCAUAAUAAACAGCAAUAACACCAACAACAAAAGCAACGGCAAGCAGCAGCGUUCAACAGCGUAACACUUCGGUGAACAGUGGAUAAGGCUCAGUAUGCAUCAAACACACAUCGGCAACUGAAAGGAUGCGUCGUGUCGUAUGGAUUCCUUUCCUAUGCCGUUCCUGCAGCUGACCUUCACCCGGAGCGACUCGGAAGCAUCACGAAUAUAGACCGGACGGAUUUAAUUAUAAAAUACAAUCCUCCGUGCAAAACUUCCAGUGUACGCAAGAGCCGGCGUACGGAGCAGGGGUGCCGAUCAUCAGCCACAGCAGGACGUGCGUCAUGGCGCAGGUGUUGGAGUCAGCGGCUCAGUCGUCGCAAGGGGGGCCGCCCCCCCGCGAGAGCGGAGGACUCCACGAAGAGUCGCCCAACAUGCUGGUCUACAGGAAGAUGGAGGACACGGUGAAGCGCAUGCAGGAGGAGGACGUGGGCGUGCCCGUUCGCACCGUCAAGGGCUUCAUGACCAAGAUUCCGAGCGUCUUUACCGGGGCAGAUAUCAUCCAAUGGCUCAUGAAAAACCUCAGCAUCGAAGACCAAGCCGAGGCCCUGCACCUGGGCUCAUUGAUCGCGGCGCACGGAUAUUUCUUUCCCAUCUCCGAGCACGUCCUCACGCUCAAAGACGACAGCACCUUCUACCGAUUUCAGACGCCGUACUUUUGGCCAUCGAACUGUUGGGAGCCGGAAAAUAUGGACUACGCCGUGUAUUUAUGCAAGAGAACAUUGCAAAACAAAUCCCGCUCGGAACUGGCAGACUACGAAGCAGAAAGCCUGGUGAGGCUUCAGCAGGCGUUUGCACGCAAGUGGGAGUUCAUUGUGAUGCAGUCCGAGGCGCAGGCCAAGAUUGAUCGUAAACGUGAAAAGGUCGAGAAGAAAAUCACCGAGAGCCAAGAGAGGGCCUUCUGGGAUGUUCACAGGCCAGUGCCAGGGUGCGUGAAUACCACCGAGGUGGACAUGAAGAAGUCGUGUCGGAUCCGGGAUCCGCACAGGAUACGCAAGUCUGUGUACGGCUUGCAGGAUGAGUGCACCGGAGGAAGUCCACCCCCAACUCCACCGCCCGAUGCCAAGAAGCCCACGAUGGACGAGCUACGUCGACGGGUGGAAUUUCUCAACACUCAGCUGAACUGGCACUGCAUGAAGACAUCCAAAGUGGCUGAAAGCCUGAUUGGAUACUCAGAGCAGUACAUGGAAUAUGAUGCUUUCCUGACUCCAACGGAACCUUCCAACCCCUGGCAGUCGGAUGACCCCACGUUUUGGGACAUGGAGUCUAGCAAGGAUCCGAGCCAGCAGCAGGUGAGGAGGUGGGGCUUCUCCUUCGAUGAAGUGCUCCAUGACCCGGCAGGACAAGAUCGCUUCCUCCGCUUCCUCCAGUCCGAGUUCAGCUCUGAGAAUCUGGAGUUCUGGCAGGCGGUGCAGGAGCUGAAACGACGGCCGCUGCGCGAGGUGCCCGAGCAUGUGCAGCGCAUCUGGGAGGAGUUCCUGGCGCCCGGCGCCCUCAACUCCAUCAACCUGGACUCGCACAGCUUCGAGCGUACGGCGCAAAACAUCCGCGAGCCGUGCAGAUACACGUUCGAGGACGCUCAGGAGCACAUCUACAAGUUGAUGAAGAGCGAUAGCUACGCUCGCUUCCUUCGCUCACCCAUCUACCAGGAGGUGCUGCUCACGAGGAAAAAGUCUGAAUACAACCAGGACCGCCGGACCUCAUUUGAGAAGUUCACCAGGAAUGUGAAAAGUAUGAACUUAUUUUGAGGACAUAAAAAGACGUGGAAAAGAGAGCCGGUCUCUGAAAACUCGUCGAAGAUUGCCUUCCACUUCUCGCGAUCCAACAAGCUAGAGAACGAGAGAGAAAGAGAGACACACACACACACAGAUGAAUAGAGAAGACCGAAACUGGAGGAUUUCUCAACAAUUCUGACUGUCGCCCUGAUGAGGCUGGUUGUAAUUACCAGCGAAACGUCGUACUCGAAUUGCAAAUGAUGUCGGUUUACUCUCCAACACACCGGGUGUACUGAACUAGUAACUAAUUGGCAUAUUUUGUUUACGUGACAAACCUUACUAAUUGGCUGCAUCGGGUGGUGACGGGGUUAACAACACAUUUACAAUUACGCGAUCUAACGCAAAAAAACCCCUCUUAUGGAUAAUAUUGGUCGUGAAAGCCUACUACGUGUUAAAUAGAGAAUAGAUCACUUAAAAACAACACAUAUGGGGCAAUGAUGCUGGCAUUAAAGGGCCACUUCUAGGGAUUCUACAACCAAGUUGGGGCACAAUGAGUACAUAUUUUACAGUCUCGCCAGAGGUAAGAUCACUCCCCUGUCCUGUAUAUUUUACAAAUUUGCCAUAUUGCUUGUCAAUUAAAAAAUUCUUAAUUUCCGUGUGAUGAUGCAGAGAAAUACAUAGCUUGUACUUCCUAAAGCCCGCCUCCUGUCGCCACACGAAGUCUCUAUCGAUCAGCCUCACCUGAAUCAACUCACGAAACUCUCUACUCUGCUUUGAUUUUUUCGUGGCAUCGGUUAUCAAGAUACAAGUUUACCAGUGACGUGCUAAAGUUCCAGCUCACGCAGGCAGGGGGCACUGGCAUAGCGUGGUUGUCAUGAGCCCUGGGUGCAAAUAAUGGAUUGGUACCCCAUGUCUGCCGUCAUGUGCCUGGACCAGAGGUCGCAAACGGGUUUUGAUUCCUUACCCGUACCCGGCCGCAACAGGGUCACAAACGGGUACCCGUACCCGGGUACGGGUAGGGUACGGGUAUCGGGUACCUGAUUGCGACCUCUGGGAUGAAGCCACGUUGCAGGCGUGGGUGGGUUGAUUCUAGGAACUUGAAUUGUGAGAAGA
This is a messenger RNA of Lethenteron reissneri (Far Eastern brook lamprey), 3427 nucleotides long. RefSeq names its product regulator of G-protein signaling 7-like. Gene Ontology annotation, molecular function: GTPase activator activity. Gene Ontology annotation, biological process: G protein-coupled receptor signaling pathway; intracellular signal transduction; regulation of G protein-coupled receptor signaling pathway. Lineage: Eukaryota; Metazoa; Chordata; Hyperoartia; Petromyzontiformes; Petromyzontidae. The record is from RefSeq and is a predicted model, not a curated record. Gene Ontology annotation, cellular component: cytoplasm; neuron projection.